Messenger RNA from Kwoniella shivajii, 3624 nucleotides. RefSeq lists its product as uncharacterized. Lineage: Eukaryota; Fungi; Basidiomycota; Tremellomycetes; Tremellales; Cryptococcaceae. The coding region runs from base 1 to 3624 and encodes 1207 amino acids. The record is from RefSeq and is a predicted model, not a curated record. Gene Ontology annotation, molecular function: GTPase activator activity. The transcript has 8 exons.
AUGCCUUCGAGCAGUAUCCCUUUCCCAGGCAACGGCAUCUCGCAUUCACCUCCAGUCUUACCUGUACCAAGACAACCUUCUCCACUUUCGUUCUCUUCCAUCAGUGGUGAUGGACCACCUUCACCUCCAACUCCCGCAUCAUCGUUCUUAGGAGCAGGCGAAUCCAUAUCCUCGACAACAUCAUCGUACAGAGCUCCUCUUUUAUCAAGCUCACUGGUAACACCUACGUUCUCCAAUGAGCCAAUCAUGACUUCUCCUGCUUCUGGACCUUCUUUAUCUUCCCCAUCAAAUCUAACAUCACCCUCGCAUGCUUCUUCGUCAAAGCCAACUACGUUAGUUCCGGUACGACCAUCAUCUGAUUCAUUAUUGUUGCGUUCGACAUUCUCCGCGUUAGAACAUUCAACCUCAACACUCAAACGGUUAUCCAAAUCAGUCCUUACCUCCGCUUGGGUUGUAGCAGCUCUAGCUGAACAACUGGAAAGAGCAGAAGAAGAUCUCUUUUCAGCUUUGGGCGAUUUGGGUCGAUGGUUGGAGAACGGAUAUGGCCUUCAAGCAAAAGGGAGCGUCUGGGAUCCAGAAGGUGGAAUCAAGAAAGUCAAUAAAGAGAAACGAAGGAGAGAAAGGGAAGAAAGAGAAGUUUGGGUUGAACAUGGUUUAAAAGCUGUUAAAGCAGAAUUGAAAAGACAAGGAUUAGCGGGUGGUGGGGCUCAAAGUAGAUUUGACCAAACUGCUAAACAAUUCUAUCAUCAAACUUCCGUAUAUCUUUCCCCUCAAACAGCUUCAACACCAUCUGUAGCUGGUCCAUCAACGCAACCACACUUCAGCUCCAGUAAUUACGCUGCUUCCUCCACAUCUACGUAUGAACAAAUUCCGACUGCUCCCUCUGAUAUGGCUCAAGCGAUUCGUCAUGCUCAAUGGGAUCUAGCCAGGUAUAAUCAUCAUUCAACUCUGUUAUAUGCCGUUCCUCCGAGCUCUAUAGGGUGUCUUGAUUUACUCGUCGGGCUGUAUGGAUGGGUUGGAGGUUUACUAGGUGAGAGUCAAGGUAGAAAGGAGACGGACGAUAGGGAUACAUCGAAUGCACCUGCAUUACGCCAAAGAGCCAAAACCACACCACCAAGCGAAAAGUUACCGUCAAUCGACCAUUCCGUUCGACUCAUAACCCAUUCUUCAACUUCAUCGUCUAGUAAAGAACACCUUAAAUCUACCUUAUCAGUUUCUUUGACACAACUUGCAAACAUACGCUCCGAGCUGCUUCAAGUUUGGGCAGAAAGGAACUAUCAAACGCAGUUACUCGAAGAUGAGAUAAUUCAACGACAAGGUGAAUUAGGAGUUUCAUCUCCCGAAGAAAUCACAUCUUCCAGGUUUAGUGAGAUACACGGAGGACAUAACGCUAUGACACCAGUAUCAUCAGCUGGUAUAGAGCAUAAGAAAGGAAAGAAAAUGCACAAGGUCCAUCGAUCCGUUGGAGGCAGAUUAAGAGAUUUCCUGAACCCUUCUAUGAGCUCUAAUAAUUUGGCUGCUAUGCAAGCUGGAGUAGGAACAGGGUCUGGGUCAAAUGAAAGGGUUUCAAGAAUGAGCUUAGAUGGUGGAUACGGAAGAGGAGAGUUGAGUGCACCUGCACCAAUACGACGAAAGACUACAGAAGAAUCUAUAACUACACCAACUCAACCUUCAACUGAAAAACUACCCACCAAUCCUCAAACAAGUACACCCAAAUUACCUCUAAGUUUUGAAACGCCCCCGCUUCCGCCUACGGUCCCACCGAAAGAAAACUCUCCGAGACCUAGAUUACCUUCACGCCAUAGUGUUCAAAUGCCCACAGGAGUAGAUUACGUUUCGCCGUUCAUCGCAUCGAACCAAUAUCCUGUACCUAUAAUACCGUUUGACGCUUCACCCGAUUUGCGAUCAUCAGGCCUAAGGGAGCAAUUACCAAGACAUAGUAUUGAUGGUGGCCGACCAUCUGUAGGAGGUGUCGGGGGACUAGGCGCUGGAGGUGAUGAAGAUGAAAGGCGAGAAGAAGCUGGAAGAAAGAAAGAAGGGGUUUUAUGGGGCUUGGGAAGCUGGGAAGGGUUAAAUAAGGGAGGUGGAGGGAAAGGUAAAUGGGAAAAGUUCUGGGUUGUCUUGGAUCAUUCCAGAAUUUACGAGUAUCGAGACAACAAGAGCGGUGCAUUGGAAGGAGCACAUGCCAUGAUUGAUCUCAAAUUUGCCAGUGUCAGAGAAGUCUUCGAGAUCGUCACUCCCUCUCAAGGCAAGAGGUUAUAUCAAGCUACAUCAGAGUCUGAGAUGAAGCUAUGGCUGUACGCAAUCUGCAAUGCAAUCGAAUCGUGCAUCAACGGUACUUCGUCUGUACGAACAUUUGACGCAUCAAAAUUACGCACUGUGUCUGGGUCUUUGGACGAUCAUGCGUUACCUGCUAGGGGUAAAUUAGGAUUGGGAUUCAAUAGUCGUGCCAUUGGAUUAGGAUUCCCAAUACCACCUAAUGGUAGAAGGUCCAUGCCACCAACACCAACAGAACAAACAACACCUGAUCACCCAUUCUCGCUAGAAAAAAGAACUAGGAAGACAAGUUUGAAGAAAGUGCUGAAACAAUCUAGUGAAAUGUUAUCUAACGUCGUCAACGGAAACGGGAGUAACAGAAACUCACUCGGUGGUGGUGGUUAUGGUGGUGCACUGGAUUUACCAAGAAAUGUGUUUGGUAAAGCAGGCAGUAGAACAAGUUUACCUUUAUCCUCAACACCUGAGAUUGAUAUCAAUAAAUAUGAUAACGAUAUGCCACCUCCACCUGUACCGACUUCCUCCAGACCGAAAUCAAAGAUAAAUACCGAAUCAUUGUCGCAUGGGAAAGAUACGGGAAUCGGGAUAGGGGAUAAGGCAAUAGCAGGGACUUGGGUAGAUGGUGAUAUUGAAAAACGUGUACUUGAAAUGGCAGGAUUAGGCUUAGGUCUUGGAAUGGGAUCAGGUGAUGAUCACUUACCACGAAAUCAUCCUUCGGAUAGUCCUAACAGUAUCAAAAGGAGAGUGAAAUCUGAAGCUAUAAGGAAAACUCCAACCCAUCCAUCAAGAGCAGGUUAUGCGAAUCUAUCUGAAGGCGGAGGAGAAGCUAUCAAUCGAUCGAAAUCCCAUGAUGACCGAAACUUGGAUUUUCAACCGGAAUCGGACUCCACUUCUACACUUGAUAUGAAAGAGCUCAGAAGGAUAGCAGGUUUAGAAAGUAAUUCGAAAUGUGCGGAUUGCGGUAAGAACAUGAAAAGUAGUAGAUGGGCUACUAUAAGCCUGAGAGACAAUCCAAUGGUCAUGUUUAUCUGUAUAAGAUGUUGUGGUAUACAUCGAUCACUAGGUACACAUAUAUCGAAACCUCGUUCGGUAGAUCUAGAUUCAUGGACACCUGAGAUGAUUUCUCUAGCUAAAGAUUGGGGCAAUUCGCGUUGCAAUGAAUUGUGGGAGAAGUCAUGGGAAGGUGGAAGAGUUACAGAUGAUCAAAUAACAGAUUUCAUAAAAGCAAAAUAUGUUCAAGGUCGUUGGUUAUCUGAUCAGGAUAAGAUCCAAUUCGGUCUCAAAGUGAAUCAACGCGAUAAUGGUGGUAAUGAUAAUGAUAUUCAGGAACCUGUAGGAACGGCCAUAUGA